Molecule: messenger RNA, 1146 nt
Organism: Daucus carota subsp. sativus
Lineage: Eukaryota; Viridiplantae; Streptophyta; Magnoliopsida; Apiales; Apiaceae
Exons: 5
Coding region: 147-806 (219 amino acids)
Source: RefSeq, a predicted model, not a curated record
GUUUCCUCAUCUCAUCUACAAAAACACACACAAAUUCCCUAGAUAAACACACAAAACCUGCAUAUGCAAAAUUUGACGUUUUGUGUUUAGCUAAUAACAUAACAGAAAGUCUUUGGAUCUUGAUGAAGCUCAUUCAUUAGAGAGACAUGGAGAAAGGAGAAAAGAAUGAAAGAACAGCUUGUAAAUUAGCAGAAGCGGAUUUAUUCUUGAAGUGGGGAAACAGAAAAAGACUAAGAUGUGUAAGAGUCAGAGACAGACCAUCUCAUCUCCCUUCCUCUUUCCCCGACGGCAGACUUCGCCGGAGAAUCACGUCACGCUUCCUCACCUUCCCCGACACCAAACACACCUUCACUCAACAAUCCACCCGUCUCACCAGGAACUCUGAGGCGGCUACGCAUCGAUCGGAGAAGAGGAAGUUGUCGCCAGAGAAGGAUGAUAAGCAUUAUUCGACAAGAGGGUCUGGGUUGGGAUUGGAUGAAAAGGGAGAGAAUGGGAAGAUUGUUGCAGGAGAAAAUGGCGGAGAGGAGAGUAAAAGUAAGGGGGCUGUUUGGCCUAAAUUAUACAUAAGUUUAUCAAGUAAAGAGAAAGAAGAGGACUUUAUGGCUAUGAAGGGGUGUAAGUUACCUCAGAGACCCAAGAAAAGGGCUAAGAUGAUUCAGAGGACUUUGCUUUUGGUGAGUCCAGGAGCAUGGUUAACUGAUCUGUGUCAAGAAAGAUACGAGGUGAGGGAGAAGAAGACUACUAAGAAGAGAGCAAGAGGAGGUGGUUUGAAGGCGAUGGGAAGCUUUGAAAGCGAUUCAGAGUGAACUCAGAGAACCGUUAAAGCAGAAGCAGCAGCUGCUAAAGAUGAUCCUCUCCUCCCUUUUUUCUUCAUACAAUAGUUUUUGGUUAAUUUGGUUUUGGGGUUGGUGGGGGGUUGCUGCCUGCUGAUUUAAUAUAAUUGAAGAUGGUGAAGGGUUUGGUUGAGAAGAAUGUGUAGUUUGAAGCAUGUAGCAGCCAGAUGAGGAAAUGAUAAGUAUGUUGUCUCAAAUCUUGAUUUCAUGUCACCGCCCUCAGUGGCUUCUAGUAGUAUGGAUGUAAAUUAGCAGUAGCAGAAUUAACAGCGCUUUAAAUGAUUCAUCUCAGAAUCCAAUUUAUUUCUUCUUA